This is a messenger RNA of Brenthis ino (lesser marbled fritillary), 519 nucleotides long. Lineage: Eukaryota; Metazoa; Arthropoda; Insecta; Lepidoptera; Nymphalidae. The record is from the annotation of a GenBank genome assembly.
AUGGCUAAUUCUGGACAAUCUGGAGAGUCCCUAAAGUGUGCGGUCUUACGUAAAUAUUACUUGGAAAAUGAUUACUUCGUGUCUCCCGAAGGAAUACUCAAAGGAUUAUCGAUUAUUUCCUGCACAGUUUCGUCCAUACUAUUUAUAUGGGGUGGUGGGUGCAGCGUAGCAAUCUCGGGCACUGCCGGGGGGCUCACGCUGGGCGCGGGCGCUGCGCUCGCCGUGCUCGGGGCGGCCAUCCUGCUCUCCUUCGCGGCGCUUGCUCCAAUGACAUGCUUCAUCAGUGAUGUGGUCGUGUCCACCGCGAUAGGCGCGAGUCUGCUCCUGGUCGCACUUCUUAGCGUGAUAUUCUGUGAAGCGCAAAACUCCAUAGCGUAUACGUAUGGGCCUCUCUCUUUAAUAAAUGCAGCAUUAGUGAUAGGCAGUGCAAUAUUGACAUAUAUGUCAGUGACAAGUAGAUGGGAUGCUGCAUCUGGACCAGCAGCAUCACUAAGACCACACUCUGAUGAACAGGAAGUU